Messenger RNA from Hylaeus volcanicus, 1509 nucleotides. Its product is annotated as splicing factor 3B subunit 4-like. Gene Ontology annotation, molecular function: RNA binding. The transcript has 8 exons. Gene Ontology annotation, biological process: positive regulation of mRNA splicing, via spliceosome. Lineage: Eukaryota; Metazoa; Arthropoda; Insecta; Hymenoptera; Colletidae. Gene Ontology annotation, cellular component: nucleolus; U12-type spliceosomal complex. The coding region runs from base 275 to 1345 and encodes 356 amino acids. The record is from RefSeq and is a predicted model, not a curated record.
GUGAACAAUCUGUCUUUGUUUUUUUACAAAAAGUGUGAUUUCAUUCAUACUAACAUAUCUUUUUCUUUCAAAAUUAAAAAAAAAAUUAAAGGUCAAAGUAGACUCAAGCGUUUCACUUUGAUUGUGUUUGAAAUCAUCAUGUACGUGUUUGUUAAAUUUUUCAUCAACAACUGAAGUGUAUAAAGCUUACGCAAACUGACAAUAACUGGUAUUUUUGAACGUUGAACCCAUAGUGAAAAGUAUUCGUGCAAAUUCGGAUUAUAGCAAAGCAAGUAUGACAUCGAGUCUAAGAGGAGAUAUCAAUCAAAUUUAUGAGAGGAAUCAAGAAGCUACUGUUUAUGUAGGAAAUUUAGAUUCCCGUACAGAUGAAGAGUUAUUAUGGGAAAUUUUCACCCAAGGUGGCCCUGUUAAAAAUGUUCACAUUCCUCGUGAUAAAAUCACUGGAAUGCAUUCAAAUUAUGGCUUUGUCGAGUUUCAAUUAGAAUCCGAUGCAGAUUAUGCUCUUAAAAUUUUUAAUAUGGUUAAAGUGUACUCAAAGCCUUUACGAUGUAAUAAAGCUGCACAGGAUAAACGAACUUUAGAAGUUGGAGCGAAUUUGUUCGUCGGAAAUUUAGACCCUGAUGUGGAUGAGCCACUUUUAUAUGAUACAAUGUCUGCUUUCGGAAAUGUUUUAUCAACAAAGGUUAUGCGGGAUACCGAGACAGGCGAACAUCGAGGCUUCGGUUUCGUUGCUUUUGACGCAUUCGAGUCAUCUGACGCGGCACUAGCAGCAAUGAACGGUCAAUUUUUAUGCGACCGACCAAUACAUGUAUCGUACGCUUACAAGAAAGACACAAAGGGUGAACGGCACGGUAGUGCUGCUGAGCGUUUAAUUGCGGGAAGUCGGCAAACACUUGUAAAAGAUCAACAACAACAACAGGUUAUGGCAACUGUUAUGUCAAGCAUGAUGAAUUCUAUGAUGGCGCCUCAAGCUGUGACGGGAUAUCAACGCAGCACCAAUAUGGCACUACCACCAAGUUUUGACACUAACGUGAUACCCAUGCAACCUAAUGUCAUGUCAGGGAUGAUGGCAAGACGCGCAUAUGAAAUGCCGCCUAACCAAUACUCAAUGCUUCAACAAAUGAACUUACAUCAGCCAGCAUCUUUAGAUUUAAACAAUGCGCUUUUAAUGAAUCCUUCAACACCUUCUUGUCAAAUGAUGUAUCCACCCAGUCAGCUUCCCCCUGUUAUGAAUUCGCCUGACUUGCCUGCCGGAAUGCCAUUACCUCCUCCUUUUCGACAUCCACGUCCUAUGUAUCCUCCAGUUUAUAUGAACCCCACCGUUCCUCCAUCUCCACAUAUUUAAUUCGUAUGAGCGUCGCGUUAAAGGUUUGAAAGGUGUAAAAAGAAAAUGUUAAAACGUUGUUUUUUUUUUUUUUAAAUCAAUUUUUUUAAAAAAAAAAAUAAUCUACUUACAACCUUAUUGUUUUAAAGUAAAAAUGUUGCUUUCAUUUUAAUGUGAAAUAAAAU